AUGUUCUCUGUGACAAAAAAAAACUUUUCCAUACGAACACUCAAAGAACAUUUGGAGUUGCUCAUCAAAUUAUGGCUCAAGGAACUCAAAAAUCUUAAAAACCUAUCUGGAAUAGAUCUGUAUUAUAUACAGAAAAAGAUCAUUUAUGCCAGAGUAUCAAUGAGCUCUUAUGUGCCGAAGAAAACACAAAAAAAGCUAAGAAAAACACAUUUGUUUCGAAAAAAUUGGGUUUGGAAGCACGUGACCGAUGUGCUUCAACAUCCACCAUAAUUAUUGAAGAUCGAGGUGAAAAUUAUGAACUUGAAAUAAAUAAUGAUUCAAAAGUUGAGGAUGAGACACAACAAUCAGGAAGGGAAGAGGAAAGUGCUUUUGAAGUCUUU
Molecule: messenger RNA, 380 nt
Organism: Ceutorhynchus assimilis (cabbage seed weevil)
Lineage: Eukaryota; Metazoa; Arthropoda; Insecta; Coleoptera; Curculionidae
Source: the annotation of a GenBank genome assembly